This is a messenger RNA of Rhodotorula toruloides NP11, 2682 nucleotides long. RefSeq names its product protein serine/threonine kinase. The record is from RefSeq and is a predicted model, not a curated record. The coding region runs from base 1 to 2682 and encodes 893 amino acids. Gene Ontology annotation, molecular function: protein serine/threonine kinase activity; ATP binding. NCBI's taxonomy places the organism in Eukaryota, Fungi, Basidiomycota, Microbotryomycetes, Sporidiobolales, Sporidiobolaceae. The transcript has 3 exons. Gene Ontology annotation, biological process: intracellular signal transduction; protein phosphorylation.
AUGUCCGCCGCGCCCGUCGUCGUCGCACACCAGCCCUCCCCCCACGCCAACUCGUCCCCGUCCGCUGCGCCGCCCCUCGCGCCCGCCAUGCUCGACUCGCACCCCGACACGCACUCGCCCGCGAACGCAUCGAGCGGAGGGGAAGGCGACUCGAGCGCGCCGGCGUCGUCGAGGAGCAGCACGCUCGCGAGCAGCGUCAGCGACUUUGACGACUCUGCCUUGGACCAGGGCGCCCGUCUCGCGCGCUCGUCGGGAUGGGCUACGGGCGGCAGCGCGACUCCGAGCGACGGCAGCAGGUCGCAGGUCCCGUCGAGGCAGGCGUCGUCGGUCGGGUUUGGCUUCUUGGGCGCCGAAGGUCGCCGCGGAGGAGGAGACGCGACGCCGGCUUCGUCGGACGCCGCGAGCACCGUUUCGACAACCUCGAGUAGCGCGACGCCUGUCCGUCCGGGCGGACCGGUCUUCCAGCUGUCGCACCACAUCCAGCGCGUCAACUCGCACCACCGCAGUAUCGAGGAACCGCUCCCCGCCGACCAUGAGCCGGAGCAUGGCCCGCCCGACUACACUCGCCUCCGUCAGGUCGCAGACGAGCUGCCGGGACGGGCGAUGGAGAGCCCGCAGCGCGGCACGCUCCCUCGUCACGGCUCGUUCCAGGAAAGCUCGCCCAGAUCCAGCUUCGCCUCGUCGUCCAUGGUCAACGUGCAAGGACCGUCCGGUUCGACGACGCCAGGCGGGACGGCGACUCCUCCGCAAUUCAUCUUUGCCAAGAUUGGCGAGCGGAAACGAGCGGCGAGCCACUCGAACCUCCUCUCGAUGUCGCGGCAGACGACCAAGACGCACCACUCCGGUCCGCUGCACGACCUGCGGCGCUUCCUGAACGACCAUCUUCACCACGGCAAGGGCCACCACCACGAGAAGCACCAUGGCGGGUCCAAGUUUGAGAUUGGCGGCGGGUCCGACAGUCACGCUUCGACGCCUCGGAGCGGCAAGUCGAGUCCGCGCGGGACGUCGCAGCCCGGCACGCCUUCGGGCGCUCGCACGCCCGUCGAGAAGGACUACACCGACACGGCGCUGCACCCGGAGUACCACUCGCACGGUCGCAACAGUCCGCCGCUUGGCGAGGACCACGCGCACUUGCAGAAGAAGUAUGGAAAGUGGGGCAAGGUGCUUGGCAGCGGUGCGGGAGGGACGGUCAGGCUCAUCAAGCGGAGCAGGGACCACACGGUCUACGCUGUCAAGGAAUUUCGGGCGAAGAGGGCGGGCGAGACCGACCGGGAGUACGUCAAGAAGGUGACGGCCGAGUUCUGCAUCGGCUCGACGCUGCACCACCCGAACAUCAUCGAGACGGUCGACAUCAUCUCCGACCACGGGCACUUUUACGAGGUGAUGCAGUAUGCCGAGUUCGACCUGUUCUCGAUCGUCAUGUCGGGCAGGAUGACUCGGCCCGAGAUCUACUGCGUCUUCAAGCAGAUCGUCGACGGCGUCGACUACCUCCACUCGAUGGGCCUCGCACACCGCGACCUCAAGCUCGACAACUGCGUCAUGACGCACGACAACACAGUCAAGCUCAUCGACUUUGGCACGGCCGUCGUCUUCCGCUACCCGGACCAGAAGCCGACCAAGGCGAACGGCAUCGUCGGGUCCGACCCAUACCUCGCGCCCGAGGUCAUCGCGAAGAAGGAGUACGACCCGCGCCUGACCGACGUCUGGAGCGUCGCCAUCAUCUUCAUGUGCAUGAUCCUCCGCCGGUUCCCCUGGAAGCUCCCCGACGCCAAGUCGGACGCCAGCUUCCGCCUCUACGUCUCGUCACACCCCGAGCUGUGCGUCUCGCCUACGACGCCGAACGCGACCGUCGGCGGCAAGCCUCUCCCGUCUCGCGCCUCGACUCACGACACCGUCUCGCGCAUGACGACCAAGUCGGGAUCGAGCUCCCCUGGCGGACUCGACUCGGGCUACAACACGAACCUCUCGGGCGCGAACGUCGACGGGGGUGGACGAGCGCGCGAAGGCUCGGUGCCGGCCAUCACGCCGCUCGAGCGGACGCAGUCGCCGUCUAGCAUGAGCGCAGGAGGUGGGGCGGACUCCCCUGCCUUGUCGGCUGCCGGCGACGCCCUCGCUGGUUCAGUCGGCUCUCUGCGGAUCGACGAGAACCCUGCGGCUGAGGAAGGUCGCGAACACCAGCUCUCGACCGGUCCGUCGAGGGAGAGCAACCUCACCGCCGUCGAGGACUCGUCCGCCGCCGGCCACGCCAACACUCUCACGCCCUCUCGCCGGCCCCGAACAGACGAUCCAGGCCCUCCGCCUGCACCGUCGUCCGGUCUCGGCACGUCGGACAAGCUCGCCCCCUCGUCUCCCGCUGGCCGACAUCGCUCCGACUCGGUCGCCUCGAACGCGACCUGGACGACCGGUGCAGCCGACUCGAUCUUCCGCCUCUUGCCUCGCGAGACGCGGUCGUGUCUCACGCGCAUGCUCACAAUCGAGCCGAGCAUCCGGUGUACGCUCGCCGACUUGCUGCGAGGAGGAGAGGGAGACGACGUCGACGAGGAGAGGAGGGACGACUGGCUGCCGAACAUCAAGCCUUGCAUCUACCACAAGGGCGCCAUGACGGCCAAUCGAGACGACUAUCAUGACCAUAUCAAGAUCCCCGCUGAUAACGGCAAGAUGCCCAAGCACCCCAAGAAGUGA